AUGGUAGUAGUAGAUAACUUUAGUAAGUACACUUUAUUGUUUCCUUUGAGAGCUGCGACAGCAAAAUCUGUCGCUAAACAUCUUGAAGAAGAUGUAUUCCUGAUUUAUGGCGUUCCAGAUUUUGUAAUUUUUGAUAAUGGAUCUGAGUUCAUAGGCCCGCCUAUCCGUAACUUAAUGCAGGAAUACAAAGCUAAGACAAUAUUUACACCUAGACAUCACCCUCAAGCCAACCCUACAGAAAGGAUUAACCGCACUAUUGGGAAUAUGUUGAGGUCUUAUGUAAAGGAAAACCAUCGACAUUGGGAUGCCAAGAUAAGUCAGAUUGGAUGUGCUUUAAGAACUGGGGUGAAUGAAGCCACAGGAUUCUCACCAGUCUUCCUCAUGUUUGGUCGUGAGAUUGCCUUAGCUGGAGAGGGAUCAGGAAAUCUUCAUGAAGAGGAUUUGCCUCGAUGUGCUGAUGUUGAUCUUCACCAACAAAGACUUAGACGUCUAAGGGAAGUUUUCAUAGAAGUUAAGAGCCGGAUGAGGAAAGCUUUUGAAAAGAACACAGAGAAAUACAAUCUGCGGAGGAGAGAACAACAGUUUCAGGAGGGACAGCGAGUCUGGAAAAGGAACUUCGCCCUAUCUGAUGCAGCAUCCUUCAAGUCAGCCAAAUUAUUUCCAAAAUUUGUUGGCCCUUUUAUAAUUAAAAAGAAGUUAUCUUCCGGAACCUACACUCUUCAGACAACAGAAGGAAAGGAUAUCGGGAACUGGCACACUGCGGACUUGAAGCCAUACCUGGACUAG
Homalodisca vitripennis (glassy-winged sharpshooter) is the source of this 786-nucleotide messenger RNA. RefSeq lists its product as uncharacterized. Bases 1 to 786 code for a protein of 261 amino acids. The transcript has a single exon. Lineage: Eukaryota; Metazoa; Arthropoda; Insecta; Hemiptera; Cicadellidae. Gene Ontology annotation, biological process: DNA integration. Gene Ontology annotation, molecular function: nucleic acid binding. The record is from RefSeq and is a predicted model, not a curated record.